Messenger RNA from Aspergillus caelatus, 1143 nucleotides. RefSeq names its product SUR7/PalI family protein. The record is from RefSeq and is a predicted model, not a curated record. The transcript is spliced from 2 exons. Gene Ontology annotation, cellular component: cell cortex of cell tip; plasma membrane. Lineage: Eukaryota; Fungi; Ascomycota; Eurotiomycetes; Eurotiales; Aspergillaceae. Gene Ontology annotation, biological process: fungal-type cell wall organization. The coding region runs from base 138 to 1100 and encodes 320 amino acids.
CUUGACAUUCAUUUUUUUUUUUUACUUCUUCAACAAUUGAAAGCUAUCAAUCAAUCAAUCAUUCAUUCACUCUCUUUUGAUAUAGAAUCUCCUACUACCAGCCCUACAACUCCGUCCGCCGCACGUGCUUAAGUUCCAUGGCCAACCUCCCAUUCUUCCGAAAAGCUCCUCAACGGCCGGAGUACGGCCGGAGUCGUUCGAAAGUCCUCUGGCACCGUCUCUUGCGCUCGUUUCUCUACCUCAUCGCAUGGAUCUUCCUCGUGCUAGUCGUCAUUGGCAAUGUAUCUAACAAACCCGUCCUCCGCGACACGUGGUUCCUCAAGAUUGAUCUCUCUAAUAUCAUCCCACUCUCCGUUCCCAAUGCUGUCCUGAUUAACAGUAUUGCCCGCUCCAUCGGUCUACAUGAUUUCUAUACCGUCGGUCUGUGGAGUUUCUGUGAGGGAUACAAUGAUAGCGGCAUCACUAAAUGCUCCAAACCGGAGACCCUCUACUGGUUCAAUCCGGUUGAGAUCAUUAUGUCCGAACUGCUCUCCGGAGCUACCAUUGCCCUCCCCGGAGAUAUUACCGACGCUCUCAAGAUCGCUCGGAUCGCCUCCCACUGGAUGUUCGCCCUCUUCAUCCUGUCCGCCGUCUUGACCUUCAUCAUGAUCUUUCUCUCUCCGCUCGCGACGUCCUCGCGACCCCCGCAGUCCAUUGCAGCGGACCCCACCGUCAACGCCGCUCACCCGGCCCACCGUCGCCGCACUUUUAUCCUCCUUCGCGCCUUUCCGUUCUUCAUUCUGACCUUCCUCACGGCCCUUUUCACCAUUGUCGCCUCCGUCGUCGCAACCGUCAUGUUUAUUAUCUUCAAGAACGUCUUCACCUCAGCGGAUUAUAACCUGAAUAUUGAGGCGGAACUGGGCACCCGCAUGAUGGCCUUCAUGUGGAUUGCGAGCGGCUGCAACCUGCUGUCAUUCAUUCUGCAGUUAGGCUCCUGCUGUGCGGCUUGUUGCGGUGGCCGGAAAGCCCGGAAGGCGCUGAAGAACGGCGGUGCCAAUGGAUCGCCGAUGCGCGAGAAGGAUGGUCCUCAUAGUCCCUCGACAACGGCAGCUACUGAGUGAGCUUGAUUUCGAUCUCUCCCAACAAGCCCCCGUCCAAGGAGGA